Molecule: messenger RNA, 272 nt
Organism: Racocetra persica
Lineage: Eukaryota; Fungi; Glomeromycota; Glomeromycetes; Diversisporales; Gigasporaceae
Source: the annotation of a GenBank genome assembly
AAUAAUGUAAAUGGUGAUUUGGAUGAUAAUUUGAGCGAUGCAGAAGAUGAUGAAACAUGUAAUAACAGAGAAAUAUCUGAGUAUAUUAAAUCACAUAAUCCUGUUGGCGGUGUUUCAGAAUUAAGAAGUUCGGGCAUGACAAACAACAUUCACACCUUUGAAAAAGAAUGUGUUUUAAAUUUGCUUGGAAAAAUAAUACAAGAAUCAGUUGAAAACGAGCAGAAUUACCUAGAUGCAAUAUUAAUGCCACAUUCAAAUAAACCCAAGAACGA